Molecule: messenger RNA, 1284 nt
Organism: Macaca mulatta (Rhesus monkey)
Lineage: Eukaryota; Metazoa; Chordata; Mammalia; Primates; Cercopithecidae
Source: RefSeq, a predicted model, not a curated record
AUGGCCAAUGCCACGGCAAUCUCCAUCCCACAACGCUGCCCCUGGAUAGACCAACCCUGGACCCAGAAUCCAAGAGGACCAGCCUGUUCGCUUUUCCCCACUGGAGCCUUCUCAGAGGAGAGCUUUCAUCCUGACUUGGAUAACUCGGGAAGUGCGGGCUUAGCUGGCCUGGAGAUGGCAUCCCGGCUGCCGCACAGGCCACAGAGAGCGUUUGUGGAGAUUGCCCGUGGUCUCUGCAUCUGGUUCACGCUCUCAGCCAGGGUGCAUCCUGGCUUGGAAGCACUGGGGGAGGAGGAAGUAGAACACCGGUUUGCUGAUGAUGACGCCUGUGUGCCUGGGAACACAGGAGGACAGGCUCAGAGACAUGCUUCAGGAAUUCAGGCCACAGCUGCAGUCAUUCCUGGAGAGCCCAGAUCUGUAGGACCAGCUGAGGUUUGUGGGCAGAGCCUCAGAUCUUGCACUGGUAGCACACGGGGACACAGCAGCUGGACUGGGAACAGCAGGGUUUGCAACAGCUGGACUGGCAGCAGGAUGACCCACAGCCUGAGGAGGAGCAGCAGGGCUUGCAGCAGCUGGACUGGGAACAGCAGGGCUUACAGCAGCUGGACUGGCAGCAGGAUGACCCACAGCCAGAGUAGCAGCAGCAGGGCUUACAGCAACUGCACUGGGAGCAGCCACAAGAGCCACAGCCCCCCUUGGAGCCCCCACAGGAACCACAGCCCCCCUUGGAGCCCCCACAAGAGCCACAGCCCCCCUUGGAGCCCCCACAAGAGCCACAGCCCCCCUUGGAGCCCCCACAAGAGCCACAGCUAGAGCAGCAGCAGAAGGGCACACAGCGGCUGGGGCCACAGCCCCCACAGUUGGAGCCACAGCUCCCCUUGGAGCCCCCACAGGAGACGGGCACACAGCACCUGGAACCACAGCCCCUGCAGCUGGAGCCACAACCCCCACAGCCGGAGCCACAGCCCCCACAGCCAGAGCCACAGCCUCCGGAGCAGCCACAGCAGCCCAUGGUUCUGGUGGAUUGAGGGUGGAGCAGGUAGAGGAGCAGGUGAGAAGAGGUGGCAGGUGCAGGUGUGGAGCUCCCUGAGCCCCGGCUCUUUAUAUUCCUGCCCAGGUGUUUAUACUGAUCACAUGAAUACUGUUGUUGUUUCUGCUGUUUCACAUGCACAAGUGUUAUUUUUAAUCUCUUCACCGUCCUAUGAGCCGCCAUCAGCUCAAGCCAAGCUCUACUUUCCUUGGUUUCUAAAUUUGGCCUCUUCCUCAUAGGCGUUUCCCUUUGUU